GGUUGCUCCAAAACACGCCGACAGCUGCGUUGUCCGUUAAAGUACAAUCAUAAGUGUUUACUAUGGCUACUGGAAAGGAGUUGAUAGAUGCUGUGAGAAAUUCAUUGGAAGCUGAUGGGGAACUCAGUAGGAUGAAGGCUGAGAUGAGAACAAAGGUGAUGAAACUACUUGAGGGCUCACACAAGUCCAGUAGAUCGAGUCAGCCAAAAUCACCGCACGAAGUCUUGAUCCUCAAUGAACUCAUCAGGGAGUAUCUAGAUUGGAUGGGAUACAAGUACACGUCGAGCAUACUUGUUUCAGAGAGUGACCUGUCCAAGCAGCCCCUGGAUCGUACUUUCAUCACUAAAGAAUUGGGAGCUGUGGAGACUGAAAAGACAAAAGAGUUGCCGUUGUUAUUUUGUUUGGUUGAAACUAUUAAAGAAAUCCAGAAUGCGUGAAAGGCACGGAAUUUCCCGAAAAUUGAUAGUUAAUCGUUGUAAAAUUUUAAUGUACAAAUAUUGAAACGAUACGUAUGAAAGAUGUUUUUAAGAUUAUAUUAG
Messenger RNA from Copidosoma floridanum, 539 nucleotides. Its product is annotated as centrosomal protein 20. Gene Ontology annotation, biological process: microtubule anchoring. The record is from RefSeq and is a predicted model, not a curated record. Gene Ontology annotation, cellular component: microtubule organizing center. Gene Ontology annotation, molecular function: protein binding. NCBI's taxonomy places the organism in Eukaryota, Metazoa, Arthropoda, Insecta, Hymenoptera, Encyrtidae.